Messenger RNA from Scophthalmus maximus (turbot), 3883 nucleotides. Its product is annotated as dynein axonemal heavy chain 12-like. The record is from RefSeq and is a predicted model, not a curated record. The coding region runs from base 292 to 2079 and encodes 595 amino acids. Gene Ontology annotation, cellular component: nucleus; cytoplasm. Gene Ontology annotation, molecular function: protein binding. The transcript has 14 exons. Gene Ontology annotation, biological process: intracellular signal transduction. NCBI's taxonomy places the organism in Eukaryota, Metazoa, Chordata, Actinopteri, Pleuronectiformes, Scophthalmidae.
GAGCCAGCGGCUCGCAUGAACCUCCACUCUCUGUGCAGGACUAUUAUCACCACACCUUCACAAAGUCGGACGCGUUAAUCUAGUGAGCAAACCGGGCCACUGUGAGGAACUUUGAUUUAUUGACAUAACGCCGCAGAGAUUACAGCUCUGGUUUCAGUCGCAGGUCAGAGAAACGCCUCCAGGCACAACAACAACAACAACAACGACAGAUCCUCCUUUAAUCUGCAGCGACUCCACAUCGGAUUAAUAACGGCCCAACACAAAACCAGCAGGACCCUGCAUGUGGACAACAUGGAGCUCCAGAGAUCCGGGUUGAAGGAGGAGGAGGAGGAUGAAGAGGACGACGACGUGGCUGCUCAGUACGUGAUCGAGCAGAGUCUGCUGGAGAGAAGCAAACAGAAGGAAACUCACAGGGACGAGGGCAGCUCUGGAUCCGACCACAGAGACAACAGCACGAUCUUCACCGCUAUCAGACGAGGUGAUGAGAGGCUCUUGAGGAACCUGUGUGUCCAACAGAAAGAUGAGUUCCUACAGACGGACGUCCGGGGCUGGAUUCCUCUCCACGAGGCAGCGGCGCAGAGCAACCAAACCCUCCUGGAGCUCACACUCCAAGCUUCAGGCCCGGACUCCGUGGAGCGUCGCACCCCCCGGGGUCAGACUCCUCUGUUCCUGGCAGUGGAACAAGGCCUGAUGGAAAACGCCUCCUUGCUCCUCACGCGUGGAUCCCAGCCGGACACUCAGGACCACGAGCAGGACUCGCCGCUGCUCGUAGCGAUCCGCUCCGACCGGCCGGACCUGGUGAGGCUGCUGCUCCUCAGGGGCUCCGCGGUGAACCAGGAGUGCUGCCACGGACGCACGCCCCUCCACGAGGCCUCGCGGCUGGGCAAAGCGGCACUGGUGACCCUGCUGCUGGACGCCGGGGCCCGGGCGGACCCCCGCAGCCACUACGGCCUCACGCCGCUGGCGCUGGCAGCUCAGUCCGGACACCUGGAGGUGGUGCAGACUCUGCUGAGGAGAGGCGCAGACGUCUUGUCCCAGGCGCAGGACGAGGCGUCCGUCCUGUACGAGGCGUCCUCCGCCGGAGAUCCGGCCGUCAUCAGUCUGCUGCUGGAACGUGGCGCCGACGCCAACGUGGCCAAACACACGGGACACAUGCCGAUCCACCGCGUCGCUCACAGAGGACACCUGCAAGCCUUAAAGCUGCUGAUUCCAGUGACUUCAGUUGGAGAAGUAAACGACAGUGGGAUGAGUCCUCUGCACUCCGCUGCCGCAGGAGGACACACACACUGCCUCAAGGCCUUGCUGGAUGCAGGUUAUGAUCCCAACUACAUGCUCCACCCUUCAAUUCGUCGCAACUACGACGACGAGAGGAGGUCGGCUCUCUUCUUCGCCGUCUGCAACGACGACGUGCCGUCGGCCAAACUGCUGCUGGAGGCUGGAGCCAUGGCCAACCAAGACCCCAUCAAAUGUCUGCAGGUUGCACUGCGUUCGGGCAACUACGAGUUGAUCGACCUGCUCCUGAGGUUUGGAGCCAACGUCAACUAUUACUGCAGAGUGAACACGACGCACUUCCCCUCCGCGCUGCAGUACGCCCUGAAAGACGAGUUGGUUCUCAGAAUGCUGUGCAACUAUGGUUACGACGUGGAACGCUGCUUCAACUGUCCCUACGGCAACGGCUCCCACGUGCCAGAAGACUACGAGGGCUGGACCAACUCAGUGAUCAAAGACACUAUGUUCUGCGAGGUGAUCACCGUCAGAUGGCUGAAGCACCUGUCGGGUCACAUGGUUCGCGUCCUGCUCGACUACAUGGAUCACGUGACCCUGUGCUCCAAGCUGAAGGCGGCGCUGAUGGAGCAGCGGCAGUGGCCCGACAUCUGCAGGCUGCAAGAAAACGCUCGCUGUCUGCAGCAUCUCUGCCGGCUGCGGAUCCGUCGCUGUCUCGGGCGCCUCCGUCUCCGAUCGCCCGUCUUCAUGAGCUUCCUGCCGUUGCCGGGGCGACUGAAGGACUACGUCCUGUACCGGGAGUACGACCUCUACUGCGGUCGCCAGGGCAACACGCCCAGGGUGACGCGGGAGUGAGGAGCGGGAAAUUUGAUAAAAAUUAUAAUGUAAAAAAAUAUAUUUCCUCGUAUUCCACAUCAUAUUUAAUAGUGAGAGACAAGAAAGAAAUUUUAAUUUUUUAAGAAAAUAUUUUAUUGUAUUUUUCUAUCAGAGAUUUGUUUAGGGGGAAAAUGGUGUCAGCUUCUAAUUGGUGUUUCUUACAGAAGAGUAUUAGGACCUGGCAGAAGAGGAAAGAUGAGGGGGAAGUAUUUAUUAAUUUAUUUAACAUUUCGAGAGUCAAAAUGUCGAGAAUCAAGUUGAAAUAUCGAGAUUAAAGUUUAAAUGUCCCUAAACGUCCGUGUUGUGGUUCCAGUUCACACGUCCACGAUCACUAACGUUAGCAAAGCUACGCUAGCUCCGCUAACUGCGCGACUCUAUAAAUUCAUGAACGGUUGUUUGCAGGUGAACGUUAUCGUGUCAGGACACACGUCAACGUCCAUGUUCAAACACGCGUUGUCACCGCGUCGUUUCUUCCAGAUUCAACUGUCCAUCAUAAUAUCGCAGCUUUACAACUUUGUUAGCAGCUAGCGUUAGCUUAGCAAACUGGCUAACAAAACAUCGAUAUCCGGUUGUUUGGAGCUGAAAAGUGCUUCCGGGUCACAAUUUUCGACUAGAUUCCUCAUUUCUUCUUCUUCUUAUGACUGGCCCUAAUACUCUCCCGUAGUUUCUCUCUAAUUAUCAAUUUUGAAAACGCAUCACAUUUUGUCCAUACUCUUAUUUUUCAGAUGAGUUGUCCUGUUUUUUUUCUGUCUUGAUCAAGUUAAAUUGAUUUGAUUGUUUUGCGAUGAAGUAUCAAGACAAGAUUAAAUAAGUGUGUGUGUGUGUGUGUGUGUGUGUGUGUGUGUGUGUGUGUGUAAGCUUUAUGAUAAAGAUUGAAAAAUAAUAAUAUUGAAAUGAUACAGGAUUAUAAUAUCAUGUGUGUGAGAGAGACAAAGAAGGGCUGACUUGAAGUAUGUAUCUACAAAUGAUAAACUUUUGGAGAUGAUGAUGAUGAUGAUGUGUGUGUGUGUGUGUGUGUGUGUGUGUGUGUGUCCACAGAUGAUUAACUUGUGGGGACAGAACACACACGUCAGAGUCCAUUUCACCUGAGCAGGAGUUAAUCAUCUGUACACACACACACACACACACACACACACACACACACACACACACAGAGGGAGGAGCAGCUGGAGUCAGAGUCCAUUUCACCUGAGCAGAACAGCUGGAAAACAGGAAACUGACGCAGGUGAGUUCAUAUUAUCUGACCUCAGUUUUCUCUCAUUUAUUAAAAAUACAUUACAUUUAUUAAUAGAACUCAAGUGUGUAUGAAGCUAUGAGCUAAUUUAAAAUGGUGACUGUGUGUGUAUGUGUUUGUGUGUGUGAGAGAGAGAGACAAAGAAGGGCUGACUUGAAGUAUGUAUCUGUAGCUGUGUCAAUAUGUUGCUCACAUUAUUUUACUAUUUUUUUGUAAUUUUUGUGAACAUACUCAGAAUCUCUGUGAUAUUUUCUGGCAUAAUGUCAAUAGUUCAAUGUUACUUGUUGUGUGUGUGUGGGGGGGGGGGGGGUUGUAUUUUGUCUUGCACUGUAUAAAUGCAACCUUAUCAGUGUUAACAUAUUGAUGAGUGUUUCCGUUUGUUUUUGUUCAGUUAUAAUUCAAGGACAUAGACAAAACAGAGAUUUUGUCCUUGUUUGCAUGUUUUGUGACCUGCUGCAGGAGACUGAGGGAGAGGCCUGACAGCCUGUGUAUGUUGACCGUGUCCCUUGCUAAUUCCAUAGGAUUAAAUGCACAGAUCCUGAAUCCUGA